AUGAAUUCCCUAUCUUCACCAAGCUUCGCCGCCGAAUUUAUUGCUGAAGAUCCCGGCAGACCAGUUCCCCAAAGGCCCGUCCGAAGACGGGGCAUGAAUGAUCAGAUCAAAUGGGUCAAAUCAUGGGUUGCAAAGCUACCUCAGGGGGAUGAGGACUGGGACAACAACAAACCCUCGACACCGAUUGAUAUUUCACGUUUGCAUGAUCGCUUAACCAUUUCGCACAUUGGGGGUCGCCGAGAUAUGGACUGGCUUACUCUACUCAACACAUACGCUGCCGCUGCUCGAAAUUUCGAAGGACGAGAAGUUCAGCUUCACUGCAUGGUUAUGGUCGCAGCCUGUCACGUGGCUCACAACCAGGGACUCGAAACACCAGAAGUGAUGAAGGCGAUGGCUCGAUGCGUCACUGGAGGCAGUGAUACCCUUAGGUCUAAACGAUUUGCACUGCCCAAGUGUGUGCAGAUUGGGGACGAACUUGCUAAAGCAUUAGGAGCACGUGCGUACGAGCUUCCGUUAAGAGUAAACUCCUAUUUCACCUUUGGCCAGCACUUUACCAGCGAAUGCUUCCCGAUCCUGCGCAGAGAGAGUGCCUUUGCGCACCGUCCGAAAACCAGACUGCCCUCGGAGGCACUCAGAAUACCUAACCUCGUCUUUGAUCUUUGCGAGGGAAAAGUCAGUCUUGAACAAAUCGAAAAGGCUCUAGAGCCAGGCGCUGCGAAGGCGAAGUCGAGAUCCAAGUCGAAAACGAAGUCAAAUUCGAGAUCGACGGGUAGUCCAGAAAGCAUCAACUGGAACGUCGUCUCCAGUGAUACGGAGCAUGAUAUGAUACACAUCAUGAAAUAA
Molecule: messenger RNA, 843 nt
Organism: Fusarium sp. VM40
Lineage: Eukaryota; Fungi; Ascomycota; Sordariomycetes; Hypocreales; Nectriaceae
Source: the annotation of a GenBank genome assembly